GAAGGGGUGUUACUGCCGGCGGAAGUGGUGGAUGUGUGUGCCUGCUUGUCUGGUCUGAACCACUAGCCAGCCAAACUUUCGCUUUUCCCCUGGUAAACUUAGUGAUUAUGGCGACGUUUUUCGGUGAAGUUUUGUCGGUGUAUUCUCGGGCCGUGGAUGAAGAUGAAGAGGAGCUCGAUGAAAAUGAAGAAGAUGAAGAAAUCCGCAGAGAGCUGGAGGAAAAGAGGGAGGUUAAUCUGCACUGGAGCCCUGAAGUCUCGGAGUCGCUGAAGUCCGGAAACAAGUUGCAAUGUUCAGACUUCAUCCUCGCUGUGGGACACAAUGCUGCCAGGUUUCUGUCAGUGUACGUUCUCACCUCUGAAAACUGGGACGCAGUGGGACAUGCAUCAGUGUGGAACGAGAGGAGCCGGGCAGCAACUGGGAUAACCAGCGAGGAGGAGACGGCUUGUGUUUUCUACAGAAAAAAGGACAACCCAUCAGUUUUGAUAUGUCAAGUGACCUGCUACAUUGCGGAAGACCAGCUUUUUCAGUGGACGGAAAAGGUUUUCGACUGUCUGCAGCACAGAGAGCUGAAUGUGACUGUGCUGUCAGACAGCUCUGUGGCUGAGUACAAGACAGCAGACUAUCUGUGCUAUAGCUCUGCUCCCUUCCUGCGCUCUCUCCACACCGGUGCUUUCAGUGGUCAGCCUGUCUGCCAGUCACUGGAGCAACCCAACAUAGUUACUGGACUUCCAGCUGCAGUGCUGAACCAUUGCGAGGUCCACCGCAUCGCCACUGUUGUUUACCAGUGUUACAGUGAUGUCACUGGCCCUGACUCUGUCACCAUGGAGACCUACAAGCCUGCACUAACCAAGCUCAGCAAGUCAAUACAGUUGGACCCGGCUCCGAGCACAGACGUCCUCCGCAAGUUUGUCAGAACCACCAACAUUCAGAGUAAUCUUUACAUCUGACGAUGUCCAUGCUGCACACAUUUAAUUCUAUUGUCCUUUGGUAAAAAAAACUGUCAUUUUUUUAAAUAAAGAAAUUAAGUAAAGAAA
Perca fluviatilis (European perch) is the source of this 1037-nucleotide messenger RNA. It is a transcript of the gene psmg1, whose product is annotated as proteasome (prosome, macropain) assembly chaperone 1. Lineage: Eukaryota; Metazoa; Chordata; Actinopteri; Perciformes; Percidae. Gene Ontology annotation, molecular function: proteasome binding. The transcript has 7 exons. Gene Ontology annotation, biological process: proteasome core complex assembly. The record is from RefSeq and is a predicted model, not a curated record. Gene Ontology annotation, cellular component: endoplasmic reticulum. Bases 108 to 950 code for a protein of 280 amino acids.